Daphnia magna is the source of this 5794-nucleotide messenger RNA. RefSeq names its product myocyte-specific enhancer factor 2 (gene Mef2). Gene Ontology annotation, biological process: cell differentiation; positive regulation of transcription by RNA polymerase II. The transcript is spliced from 9 exons. NCBI's taxonomy places the organism in Eukaryota, Metazoa, Arthropoda, Branchiopoda, Diplostraca, Daphniidae. The coding region runs from base 874 to 2328 and encodes 484 amino acids. Gene Ontology annotation, molecular function: DNA-binding transcription factor activity, RNA polymerase II-specific; RNA polymerase II cis-regulatory region sequence-specific DNA binding; protein dimerization activity. The record is from RefSeq and is a predicted model, not a curated record.
GCGCCUCUAUUUUGAGCCGUCUGGUGCGUCGCGUGCUCUCGGCGAUUUUGCUCUCCGUUUUUUUUCCGACUCCUUUUUCCACUUCGACUCUGCUACGUCUAACACCCGCCACACACUAAACAAGAAGGAACCCCCCUAAAAUUGUAUACGUCUCUCUCUCUCUCUCUGUGUGUGUGUGUGUGUCUGUGUGUGUGCGUACAUGUGCGCGCGUGUGUGGCUAUCCACCGCGAAGAAUCUGCCCACCUACCCCCCACCGCCCUCCUUCGACUCCAACUACAACGUGCCAAUGAUUGUCGUCGGCUAAGCAGCGCAAAAAAGGGGGGACCUUUUUUUUUUUGUUUUGUUUUGACUAUCGCCUCUUUUUUUGGGGGAGCAACCCACAAAAAAAAGGAGAUCCAACGAGAAGCAAAAAAAAAAACAAUAGCGGAAAAAAACAAACAAUAAAAUUACGUAGUAAUUCCGACGAGACGCAAAAGCCAAGCAGCAGCAGUGGAUCUUUUUAUUUUAUUUUUAUUUUUUUGCGGUGACGACAGAUUGUUGUCAUUGUUCAUCCUUCUUCCAGACACGUCACCACCUUGCACACCGUAAUUCCUCCACUAUAAAAAUUAAUGGACAAAAGUGGAGGGGCAUCGUUGAUCAAUUGUAGUGAAAUCAUCUGGUGGAGUACGAGGGGAAGAGGAUAAAAGAAAACAAACAAACAAAAAACAAAAAAAUUAAAACAAGAAGAAUUUCACUCUGAACGAGUGACAUCACAUUUUGGAAGUGUCCGAAAGACGGAGAAGAAGGGUCGGCGGAGGCGCGGGCGGCGGCGGAGCUGAGUUUGGCAUCAGCGGCACCACCACCAUCAACAGCAACAGCAGCAACAACAGCAACAUGGGACGGAAAAAAAUUCAAAUUUCGCGCAUCACCGACGAACGAAACCGACAGGUGACAUUCACCAAGCGCAAGUUCGGUCUGAUGAAGAAAGCCUACGAGCUGUCGGUGCUGUGCGACUGCGAGAUCGCUUUGAUCAUCUUCAGCAGCUCCAACAAGCUGUUCCAGUACGCCUCCACAGACAUGGACAAAGUGCUGCUCAAAUACACCGAAUAUAACGAGCCGCAUGAGUCGAGAACUAACAACGACAUUGUAGAGGCAUUGAACAAGAAAGAGCACAAGAACGGCGGUUGUAGUCCCGACAGUCCCGGUGAGGAUGUCGACGCCACCGAUUACACUCUGACGCCUAGGACCGAGGCUAAAUACAACAAAAUUGACGAAGAAUUUCAAAUGAUGAUGCAACGCAAUCAACACCUCAACGGCGCCCAGAGAAGUGGCGGCUAUACGAUGCCCGUCUCGGUGCCCGUCAAUCCCGGACCUUACGGAGACCCUGGCUCCAUGUUACACGCCAGCCCGCAAAUGGUGGGCGGCCAUUCGAGUGUCAGUCCGCGGCCGUCGUCUUCUUCAGGGAUGCUGGACGUUGGUGGCAGCAACAAUGGCUACGGCUCUAGCCAACCGGCCAGUUCUCCCAUACCGGAGAGUCCUACACCGCCGCCACCUCAGUCGGCGCUCAGGAGUUCCAGCUCGAUGGCCAACCGGUCCCUCUCGCCGCAACAACAGCAACACCUUGCUGGCUCUCAGCGACAUAAUUUGAGGCUAGCCAUACCUGGCAAUCAAGCCGGACUUGCCAUAUCUAGCCACGAUAGAGGUGGAGGAGGCGGUGGAGGGAACAGCAGUUUGAACACGCCCGUCGUUCCACUGCAGACUGCUGGUUUGUCUGGAUUGUAUCAAUCCAGUUAUUCUGGUCACGGUGGUGUAGGAGCUCAAGGUCAACCUGAUUUCAAUUUACCUUCCGACAUGGUACUCACCUCUUUGCACGCCGUUCACUCCGGAUGGGGUGCCGCUCCGCCGACAGGCUCCGGCAAUAGUAACUCCUCCUCUUCUUCCGGCGGUAUAGUUCACCAUACCGGCCACCUGUCCAACAAUCUUCAUUUAGGGUCCUUGUCCCAUUUGGCAGUGCCCAAUACGGGCUCUCAGCGCCCGCCCAGCGCGCCUCUGUCACCGUCACCGGUGGCGCUCAAAAUCAAAAGUGAGCCUAUAUCCCCGCCUCGGGAAGCCAUGAUCCUUCAGGGAGGAGGUAUGGGCAGUGGAUUGGGACCUUCAAUGGCGCCACUGCCAACCGGUAUGAGUCUAAUGCAGCGUCCUUCAUCGUCAUCGGAUCAUCAUUUGUCACCGUCUGGUCACCUCACCCCAACAGGGUCAUCGCCAGAUCCAGGUCAUCAUAGCCAUUCAGAGUACGAUUCGAUGCCGUUACACAAAAGACCUCGAAUCGCUGAAGGCUGGGGAGCAUCUUAAACAGAUUGACUCCAAAGAAAAGAAAAGAAAAAAAACAGACAAAACAAAACAAAACAAACGCGAGAAAACAAACAUCGCCCAGCAAACCCAACAACCAAACUCAACAUCCAGUACCCAUGGAUCGGGGAAAUCAUUUUGUUUGCAAACUCUUUUCCCUCUCUCUCUCUCGCUCGCUCGCUCGCAGACUCUCUUUGUUGUGCAUCUCCCUCGGACGGAAACACAAACACACACACACACACACAUGCACACAUAUAAGUCAGGAAACAAUUCUUUUUCGAUAAUAUUAUUAUUAUUAUUAUUAUAUAUAUAUUUUUUUUCAUCUUCCUUUAGAUGGGCAAAUGGAGCGGGGUGGGGGUGGGGUCAGUAAAAACAAUUACAGCAUUUCUCAGUGAAACACAACUUUAAAAACCCGAUUUCUGUGGGUCUUGCUCCAGCCAUCGCUGUGCACAUUGGUCAUGAAAGAAACUUUUGCACAUUUUGGAUUUGCUUUUGAAUCAAUGUUUCGAUGGCGCCAAAGAUCCUCAAAAGUUUGAAAAGACGCAACAGUUAUCCACACACCCUCCCCCCUUCUAAUCCUGUACCUAAAUUUUCGGACAAGUGAUCAGUGAUAGUGCCUGAAAGACUGCGAAAAGAUUGCGAGAGAAGACAAACAAAGAAAAAAAGUGACAAAUUAAGAGUAUAUGUAGAACUAGAAGAUUAUGUCAUAAGAAAAAUGGGACACUGCACAAGCGGAUAUGAGACACAUUUUUGCUCCCCCUUCCCCCUUCAAAAGCAAAAAGAAAACUUGUAGGAAAUCUGUGUAAUUAUUAUUUUUUUUUUCUAACUCUUUCAUAUUUCCCUCUCUCACUGGGAUGGCAUUUCUUAAUUGGCAGCACAAAAGAGGAAAAAAACAAAAAUGGUUGUGAGAAAGAAAAAAAAAAAAAAAAAAAAAACGUUGAUUAAAGACAAGUGAAGAAGAGACCAAAAAGAAAUUGGAAAGAGAUUUUUUUCUUUUAUUUUUUUUCUUUUUCAAAUGCGUGGGAAACAAUUUGACUUUGCUAACAGACAAUUCACGCCAAUUGUUCUUGCCUCUCGGCAAAUGGCAUUUGAUUGUUGUACUCAUUGGAAAGAGCUAUUUUAGUUAUCAGAAGUGCCUCCACACAUUUGCUAUUUGUUGUAACGCUAUCAUUAUGACCCUAUCUUUUUUUUUUCUCGUUAUUUAUUUAUUAUUUUUUCAUCAUUAAUUUGAUUUUAAUUUUUUUUGUUGUGGGCCAUUUUCUUUUUCUAUCAAAAGAGAAGCCACAAAACGGGCCGACAAUUUUUUUUUCUUUUCUUUAUUAUUAUUGUUCAAUCGAAAAAAUGAGGCAGGUCUCUUUCUUUUUGUCUGUGGCGGUUUUAUUUGUGAAACUGGUCAAAUAUUAUUGGCCCAGGGCCGCGCUGUGUUAGAAAUCAAUAUGUGUGCGUAUUUUUUUUUUUAUUAUGAUAUGUAUAUAUAUAUAUACAUUUUUUUCUGUCAAAGACAAAAAGUUCAAUCCUGCUGCGUGCUUUAUGUUUCUCUUUCGUUCUUAUCGAGAGAAACAUAUUUUUAAAAAUGUCGAUUAUGAAUGAUUGAACAAGCGAAAUACCCCAAGAGUAGUUUCUUUCUUUCUUUGUUUUCAUGGGGCAUUGGCGUUUCGAAAAUUGUUUCAUAAAUCAAACACAAACUAUGGCCAAAACAGAAAUUUCAUUUUAGAUAAAAAAAAAAAUGCAUCCGUCAUCUGCGAUCGGUUCAAUUUUUUUGCCAUCGGUAAUGAUAACGUGCACCGAUUGAGGAGCGUCUCUUCCCAGUUCAAACCAAAACUUUUUUCUUUCCCACUUUUUCUUCAAUUCAUUUUUAAAAAAACAUUUUUGGCAAUGACUGACUUGUUUUGUGUCUUUAAUUAUUACAAAAGUGAUGUGAGAUACUUUGAUUGAUGCCCAGUACCUUAUUGCCGAGAGGAGAACGCAACUCGAGAACGAGAGUGAGAGAGAGUGAGAGAGAGUAUUCGCAGUUGGGUGUGGUCCUAUUUUUGCUAAAUAUUUUCGUACUUUUUUUUUUUUCUUUCCUCGUCACCCGAUUGUCGCGUUAAAGGACAGUGGUGAUUACAAUGCUCAAAAAUUCAAAAAAAAAACACAAAAAAAAGGAAAUUCAGACAUGAAAAAAAGCGCGGCUUCGUCGAUCCCGUUUCUGAAAUUUCAACAGAAUAUGGGGGAGGGUGUGUGUGUGCGUGCGUGCUCUAGUUAUAAUUAUUUCAAGCCGAGUUCUAUCAACUUGCGCUUAGCGUGUGCCUGUUUUUCUUCGUCCUGUUCCCUAUCCAUUUGUUUUCUCUUGUAAUUGUGCGGGUGCUUGAGAUCUUUCUUCACCGAUGACAACGUUGCCAACGCCAAUGUGAAUUCACCAACCAAAACAGUUUAUUUUUUUGCUGAUGACUUGAUCAUAUCUUUCAGUUCGUCUUGAAAAACAUCUGUUGCCUCAAAAGAAGUCCACUCCCACUACCCCCCGCCCUCCCCCACUCCACAUUGAUAUCAAAUGUGCGUGCCGUUUCUACUCUCUCACCGUCCUUCUCCCUUUCAAAUUUCCCGCCCAUACGCAAAAUAUAUAUGAAUAUGGAAUAUAUAUUUACGCACACACACCUCCCCGUGUAUAAAAUUUAAAAAAUCGUAACAAAAAAUGGCCUUUCAUUUCUCGAUAAAGAAAACAAAAUUUUUCUCCGCCUAUGAAAUCCCUCCCCUCCAUCCUUAGAUAUACAUUUAUAUAUAUAUAUUGUAUCAUUGUGUUUUCUUUUUCUACUAACUCCCUCUUCUUUUCCUUCUGUCAAUAAUUUUGCCAAAAAAAACAAAAAAAAAAAAUGCGAAAUUACGACAACAAUCAUCAAGUGUGGUAAUCGUCAUUACAAAGCAAAACGAGAGGGAGUAAAAAAAAAAGAAAACAAAAAAAAAAAUGAAUUUCUUUUGUUCAUUUGUAAUUUCAACCAAAUGAGAAAAUGUUGUGCUGCUCUAUGUAUUUUUUUUUUUUUUUUGUUCGUUUGUUUGUUCUUUUUAGUACGAGUUUUGAAUUUUCGAAGUUGAGUCGCGUCGUGUUCUGUUAUUAUUAUAUCAUCAUCGGUAGUGCUGUGUUGUUGUGUUCAUUUACAUCUUACGACCAAUAGUUGGAUUUUUUGCCCCUUAUCCCUUUUCUAUUUUUUUUUUUUUUUUUGCCCCCUCCUGAAAAUGGAUUUGCUAUUGUAGUACGAGUGUGUGCGAGUAACUGGUUUUAAUUUUGUUUGUUCAUUUCUUUAUUGCGAGCGCCUUCGAAUGUCAUCAGACGCAAUCAAUGGCUCCCGAUUAUUGAUCAUCAUGGCGAGAAACCCCACCCUCCCCACUCUGUGUGUGUGUGUGAUCGUGUUCGAGUGUUUGGCCGUGUUAUAAAAUACAUUCAAACAGAUAUAAAUAAAACAAAAGACUUGAAAAAAAAAAAUGUUGAAAGAAA